Molecule: messenger RNA, 1923 nt
Organism: Gadus chalcogrammus (walleye pollock)
Lineage: Eukaryota; Metazoa; Chordata; Actinopteri; Gadiformes; Gadidae
Gene: shpk
Product: sedoheptulokinase
Exons: 7
Coding region: 503-1915 (470 amino acids)
Biological process (GO): cellular response to lipopolysaccharide; carbohydrate metabolic process
Cellular component (GO): cytosol
Molecular function (GO): sedoheptulokinase activity
Source: RefSeq, a predicted model, not a curated record
AAAAAAUAAAAAAUAAAAGCCAUCUUCCAAAUCUCUGGUCAAAAGUAACCUUUGCACUUGCACCGAGAGCCGUUUAGAGUGAGUAACAACAACGGAAGUUCAACAUACUGGAUCGUCACGUGGUUCAUGGAGACUUCAGAUGUGAAAUUCUAAAGAAAGUGUAAAUGUAGGGACAGAACUGCGAUUUCUGGUAAUUACGAGUCAGUAUAUGUGAUUUCAAAUAUUUAUAUAGCACACCAACAUGUGUAUAUAGUUACGUCAAUAGGUAACUAGAUAACAACCACCUGCCUCGGUGACAUAUUUUACAUGGCCUCGGUUAUAGAGCAUGAUGCUCUAUAUUGCUUUGCAUUAUUUUAUUUUUUAAUGGUUGUCCUAAACUUGUAUGAUAGUCAAGAGCAAUCACAUAUUGAUUUUUAUUAAUAUAUUUUGAGGGACGUUUCUACCAUUUCCGUAUCUCUGCUGGGCCAAAUUGACGCGCCAUAUUAAACAAAACUUAAACAGAAUGGGUAAAUAUGUCUUGGGUAUAGACGUAGGAACUACAUCGAUUAAAGUGGUGCUACUAGAACAGGGGUCCAAAGCAAUUGCCGCAUGUUACUCUUUGCCGACUGCGUCAGACUUCGUCGACAGUAGUGGAUUACAGACCCACGAGCAGGAGACUGGCAUAAUAAUAUCAACUCUUAACAAAUGCAUCGCCCUUUUGCCCAGAGAAAAACUUCUCAAUGUCAGCAGAAUAGGGGUUUCAGGACAAAUGCAUGGCGUUUUAUUCUGGAAAUCAAAGACUGGCUGUGAUUGGCAGAACAGAGACUUCUUCGUGGUCAAGGACACCAGUCAGUUGGUCACCUGGCAGGAUGGCCGCUGCAGCGCUCACUUUCUGUCCUCGCUCCCGACCCCCAACGCCCAUCUGGCCGUGGCCACGGGGUUCGGCUGUGCCACCAUCUUCUGGUUCUUGAGAAACAGGCCGGAGUUCCUCUCUGACUUCAGCGUGGCCGGGACAAUCCAGGACUACGUGGUGUCCAUGCUGUGUGGCCUUGACCACUGUGUGAUGACCCCUCACAACGCGGCCAGCUGGGGAUUCUUCAACACCACCACCAGCCAGUGGAACACGGAAAUUCUAUCCGAGGCGGGCUUCCCUGUGGUCCUGCUCCCUGAGUGUGUGGUGGCGGGGGGCACGGCAGGGCGCACCGUAUCUGACUGGCACGGCAUCCCUGCCCACACACCAGUAGGGGCUGCCCUGGGGGACUUCCAGUGCUCUGUGUACCACUGCAUGGCGUCCCCCACAGACGCAGUGCUGAACAUCGGCACCUCGGCCCAGCUGACCUACGCCAUGCCGGGGGGGUUCAGGCCUCCAGAUGCCCCUGAGUCUGGCUCCCCCAUCUCGUAUUUCCCGUACUUCGACGAGUCCUACCUGGCAGUGGCGGCGUCGCUGAAUGGGGGCAACGCCCUGGCAACGUUCGCGGGGAUGCUCAGCUCAUGGAUGAAGGACCUUGGCGUGGAGGGCGGCGGCGGCGGCGGCGGCGGCGGCGGGGGUGACGACUCCUCUCUGUACGCCACGCUGAACAGCGUCGCCCUGGGCCAGCCGCCCAGCGACCUGGCGGUGAGCCCCACCCUGCUGGGCGAGAGGCACCGCCCGCAGCUCCGGGGCUCCGUGGCCAACGCCGCCGCCGGCAACCUCUCCCUGGGUCACGUGACCCGGGCGCUGUGCCGCGGCAUCGUGGACAACCUGACCUCCAUGAUGCCGGCGGCGCUCCUGGGCGAGGCGGGGGUGCGGCGGGUGCUGGGCUGCGGCAGCGCCCUCUCCCGCAACCCGGCGCUGUGGGAGGAGGCGGAGAGGGCCCUCCUCCCCCUGCCCCUGGAGCGCAGCCAGACCGCCGACUCGGCCGUGGGCGUGGCCAUGGUCGUCUGCGAUCGGCUCUGAGUGAGGAU